AUGCUCAAGCAUCAAGCUCAGGCCGCCGGUGAUUUGUUUGAUGCCGACGCUGAGGGCACAAGAGAGGGUAUUGUGGGCAAGACGCUGCCCGAGGGCAUCACUUAUUUUACCCUCAUCCACUUCAUCAUUACCCUCAUCAUUCAUCAUCCACUUCAUCAUCCGCAUCAUCACAUGCGGGUGCAUGCAGCUGCCAGCAGCAGCAGCGUUAACCAUCAGCUGCAGCAGCUGAGUGCCAGCAUCGGUCAGCUCGGUUCUCGGCUGUCAGCGCUCGAGCUCAGCUUAGAUCAGCAGCUCAGUAAGCUGUCAGCCACGUCAGCUCAGGAGGGACACGCAGGCAAGUCUUCAUCAUCAAGUCCACCAUCAGGGACACGCAGGCAAGUCUUCAUCAUCAAGUCCACCAUCAGGGACACGCAGGCAAGUCUUCAUCAUCAAGUCCACCAUCAGGGACACGCAGGCAAGUCUUCAUCAUCAAGUCCACCAUCAGGGACACGCAGGCAAGUCUUCAUCAUCAAGUCCACCAUCAGGGACACGCAGGCAAGUCUUCAUCAUCAAGUCCACCAUCAGGGACACGCAGGCAAGUCUUCAUCAUCAAGUCCACCAUCAGGGACACGCAGGCAAGUCUUCAUCAUCAAGUCCACCAUCAGGGACACGCAGGCAAGUCUUCAUCAUCAAGUCCACCAUCAGGGACACGCAGGCAAGUCUUCAUCAUCAAGUCCACCAUCAGGGACACGCAGGCAAGUCUUCAUCAUCAAGUCCACCAUCAGGGACACGCAGGCAAGUCUUCAUCAUCAAGUCCACCAUCAGGGACACGCAGGCAAGUCUUCAUCAUCAAGUCCACCAUCAGGGACACGCAGGCAAGUCUUCAUCAUCAAGUCCACCAUCAGGGACACGCAGGCAAGUCUUCAUCAUCAAGUCCACCAUCAGGGACACGCAGGCAAGUCUUCAUCAUCAAGUCCACCAUCAGGGACACGCAGGCAAGUCUUCAUCAUCAAGUCCACCAUCAGGGACACGCAGGCAAGUCUUCAUCAUCAAGUCCACCAUCAGGGACACGCAGGCAAGUCUUCAUCAUCAAGUCCACCAUCAGGGACACGCAGGCAAGUCUUCAUCAUCAAGUCCACCAUCAGGGACACGCAGGCAAGUCUUCAUCAUCAAGUCCACCAUCAGGGACACGCAGGCAAGUCUUCAUCAUCAAGUCCACCAUCAGGGACACGCAGGCAAGUCUUCAUCAUCAAGUCCACCAUCAGGGACACGCAGUCGCUGGUGACGCAACUAGAACGCUUCGACGUAACGGACUCGCCUGGGCAAGUCAACUCGUCAACAGUUGGUCACGUCAAUGUUUCUCAGGUUGAAACGAAUUCAACACAUCGUCCUCCACCGGCAGACGAUGCUCUCACGGGCAUUCAACAGGAAAACAGAUCUAUGUCUCAGCUGCGAAAUCGUUAUCAACAGCAACAGCAGCGACAAUAUCAACGAAGGUUCCAACAGCAACAGCAGCAGCAACAGAAUAAACAACUAAUGCCAAAUCAGCAACAGAAUUAUCAACAGCAGAACCAACUACUGCAUCAGCAAAGGCAGCAGCUGCAACAACAGCAGCCGUGUGCCAUGCAGGAUUUUGUUAUUGAAGAGAUAGCACAACGUCUGGAAAAAUCGUUGACGCGUUCGUUUGCCGCUCUUCGUGCGUCGAUCAACAGCGACGUUACGACGUCCCUCGCUGACGUCAUCCACACGUCAGAAGUUGAACUCAGAAAUCAACACAGGGUCCUCACUCAGCUGAUCCUUGAACAAGCCACCACGAUACAGCGCAAUUUAACGUUGCAGCUUAAAGAACAAACUUGCAUCUGCAACAAGAACGAUAACAGCAAGUCAAACAGCGAUAACCACAAAGAUGGCAACGAAAACACCGGCGUAGAUAACGAUAACAACAACGAUGAAGAUAAAGACACGAGUUCGUCGAAGCACCUCCGUGUGGGGGCGAGGAAGGGCACUAGCGGCGCCCCUAGCAGGGGCACUGCAGAGCACGCGUCUGUCGCUGCCGCCACAUCUAGUAGCAACGGGCAGUGGGCUGCUAUGGACAGAACUAGUCAACCCACCUGCUCCCCUGACGUGUCAACUGUCGCUGCCUUAUCCGAGGUGAAGGUGCUGCUGCGGUCUGUAUUGUCUGCAAGCGAAGACCUGCGUCGGUCUAUCCGCCAGCAGACCACGGAGGGGCUAGACCAGCUGCAGCUGCUGCACCGACGCUUCGCUGCGCUGCUUGGUCUUAUCAACUCAGACCCCGACAAUGGACAGUCGCUGGCUUCGGAGCUGCAGGAGCUGGAGAAUCUGGUUGAGAACUCCUACACGUCGAUCCUGCACGCACAAAAUGUUUUCAUCGCGUCCUGCCACCGCAUACAGGACGAGGAACCGCUCGUCGAGGCCAAAAUCGCCGACAUCCUCGACAAGAUCGUCACUAGCAUCGAACUAGGGCAGCAAUACAACAGGGAGCAGCUGGGCGAGCUUCGGCAACUUGUUCACAAAAUGGGCAGCCAAAACACAUCCAUGGUAACAAGUCCUUACGGCUACCACCUCACUCGCGUCAGUCCUAAUAUGGACAACACCUUGAUGGAAGCCUGGAUCCAGGUUGUCAGAGGUGUCAACUCCACUUCUGACAGACUAGGGGCUGUUGCAGGAAGAGUUGCUCAGGUUCAGAACAACCUGAUUUCUACCACUUGGACAGCUCUCGGCGACAGGAAGGAUUUAGUAGAUCAGUUGCUGACUUCAGCGAAAGAUCUUUACGGGUACGCGAGAAAUCAGUUGCAAGUUUUAAGCGAUCUGAGCUUCAAUAUUGAAAAAACUCUAAGUUCCAGACCGCCUCCUGAGAUUCCAAGUCAAAGUCUCACUUUACGGGAUUUCAAUCCAAAGUCCCUAACCGAAGUUAGGCUACCCCACGCAUGCACCGAAGCUUUAAGGCCUCUACUUCGUUUCCAAGCUUUGGAAGAAAAUCGGGCAACCGACACCGUAAAUGGCGUUAAAGCCGAUAGAAAAGCCUCGGCAAGUGGCAACACCGAUGACGACGACGCCAUUCCGGCUUGGUACACGGAUCCGGACAUCGUUUCCGGAAACUACGGCACUCCCCAGCGACGAUUUCCGAGUUUCAGAGAAGACGACUGGCCAGAUCAAUACGACGAAUAUUCGCAGGAUUAUCAGGAUGCAAAUCUUCUGCAAGAAGAGACCGAUGAUAAUUCUGUUAAUGCUUCAAGUAAUGUCUCUAGCGCCACCAAUGCUACCGUUAUUGCUGAUCCAAGCGGUCAGUUCAGCAAUGAUACUCAACGGAUUGUCAAUGUUACUGCAGUUAUACCUAUAACUAAUGAUAACAGUUCUAUAGGCGAUGAUGUUCCAGGAAGCUUGCCGCUUGGAGAGGUUAAGUUGAAUUCCACUGAUGAAAAUUCUCUCGAAUUUCGGCCGUUGAAAGUUGAAUUAGAGUCAAGGGAGGAUGUGAAAAAAAGUCCAAGGGAUUUUGAAUUAAGAAAUUGAAGAGCCGUAGAAUAGGGUUCUGGCUUCAGACACCACAACUGCAGUGAACUGAUAAUAUCCUUAUGAAUAUAUAAUAUUGUAAUAAUAAUAAUAAGAUAAUAUGCCUGUCACCAUCACUUAGUAAAGAUUCGAGAACUUC
Messenger RNA from Hyalella azteca, 3649 nucleotides. RefSeq lists its product as uncharacterized. The record is from RefSeq and is a predicted model, not a curated record. NCBI's taxonomy places the organism in Eukaryota, Metazoa, Arthropoda, Malacostraca, Amphipoda, Hyalellidae. Bases 1 to 3510 code for a protein of 1169 amino acids. The transcript has 10 exons.